This is a messenger RNA of Boleophthalmus pectinirostris (great blue-spotted mudskipper), 3944 nucleotides long. Its product is annotated as aminopeptidase Ey-like. The coding region runs from base 1059 to 3944 and encodes 961 amino acids. Gene Ontology annotation, biological process: proteolysis; peptide catabolic process. The transcript has 20 exons. Gene Ontology annotation, cellular component: cytoplasm. Gene Ontology annotation, molecular function: peptide binding; zinc ion binding; metalloaminopeptidase activity. Lineage: Eukaryota; Metazoa; Chordata; Actinopteri; Gobiiformes; Gobiidae. The record is from RefSeq and is a predicted model, not a curated record.
CAACCUUCAUUGCAAAUUCUGUUCUAUUUCCCCAGUGUUUACUCACAAAGUGGCAUCAGUCAGUUGAGAUAAUAAGGUUUAAAUGCACAUCUUUUUAAGUAGUUACAAAUCUGUAUACAGUGCUGUAUAUUUCUUGCACAUGUAGCAUGUAAUGAAUCCCACGAUGUAGGCUACAAUUUGACCAAAAAAGAAAAUAUUAACUUUUGAAUCAGAUUAUGGAAGCACAAAUUGACAACAGUUUUUUUUAAUCUUACUCGUGAGAUAGACAGAGGCCAUAAACAGAUACCCUUUACAUCAUAAAUCUCUUGAUGAAAUCAGCUGAUCUGUAGAAAAUUUACAAAUCUUAAAUCAUUGCCUCCCGCAUGACUUGAGUGUAUAAAUGUACUCCCUACAUUAUUAUAUGUUUCUCUUCUAGUAUGGAAUGUUCAUCUUAAAAGGUCCAUAGUACGCUAUUGUCUGAUCUGUGUUAUAAUGUUGUUUCCUCACCAAAAACAUACCUGGAAAAAAACUGUUCCACUUUGUGGUGUAUUGUAAUAAUACAGGAAGUGCUCCACUCUGUUUUUAAAAUCUAUGCACUUUCACUAAAACCAUCUGGAUAUUUGGAAUUGCCAGUCUCUAUUGAAUUAAGGGUAAAGUGUAGCUGUAAAUAUACCUCUAGAUGACAUCACAAGGUGGAACAGAGGUUUUUGAGCUUUGAAGAUGAAGACAGACUAAUAAUAAAGGGUGUGAAUGCAACAAAACAUAACUCCACAUGUUUUUGAUGAGGUGACGGCAUUAUAACAUGACUUAAAGCUCACAAGAGUCAAUUUUGUGUAAUAUACGACCUUUAAUAUUCCAUAUGCUCUGGUGCACUUUGAGAUAGGCUCUCAAGGGGCCUUUGUUAAGCAAUGUAAGUAUUAAGUUCACAGGAUAGGCAGAGGUCUUAUCACCACUUUUUACAAUUUUGUUCCUGUUGGACUUUCAGCUAUCUCUUUUUUUUCACCAGAAAGUCAAACAUUAACAAAACUAUAAUCUUGUUCCCAUAAAUAGGUAAAUUCAUCUUGGUAUUUCUUUCAGACAUGGCAAAAGGAUUCUUCAUCAGCAAGGCGGUGGCAGGGACUUGUGUCUUUGUGGCUAUUGCUGCCACUGCCACAAUCAUAGCUCUGUCUGUUGUGUACUCUCAAGAGAAGUCCAAGAAUGAAGUCCUACCAACCGUCGACCCCAGCAUCACUACAACAACUCUGUCCACAGCCCCCCCAGGCCCAAAGGAGCCAUGGCAACAAUACAGACUCCCGGACUCACUGGUUCCUAUCACCUACCAUGUAACUCUUUGGCCCAGACUAGAACCAGUUGUGGGUGACUUUUUCAUCUUUUCAGGGAAUUCAACGGUCUUGUUUAAAUGUGUGAAGGCUACGGAUCUGAUCUUAAUUCAUUCGAACAAACUCAAUCUGACCACUUUUGACAACUUCCAUGCCAAGUUGACAGGACUCAAUGGAGCAGAGGCACCAAAGAUAAAGACGACAUGGCUGGAGGUUCCCACUCAGUAUCUGGUGAUACAGCUGCAUGGAAAUCUUCAACCUGGCAACACAUAUGAGCUGUUUACUGAGUUUGUAGGAGAGCUGGCUGAUGACCUGGGAGGAUUCUACAGAAGCGAAUACUAUGAGGAUGGCAUCAAAAAAGUCUUGGCCACAACACAAAUGCAGCCAACCGAUGCCAGGAAAGCCUUUCCCUGUUUUGAUGAACCGGCAAUGAAGGCUGUCUUCUACAUGACCCUUCUGCAUCCUCAUGGGACUGUGGCUCUAUCCAACUCUCUAAGCUAUGACCCAGUCAAUGUCACAGUAGACGGACACAAUCUUAUAAGAACCAGCUUCAUGGCCACGGAGGUUAUGUCAUCUUAUCUACUGGCGUUUGUGGUGUGCGAAUUUACUUACAUUGGGAACAUGGAUACUGGCGUUUUGAUCAGAAUCUGGGCUCGUCAAAAGGCCAUCGCCGAGGGACAAGGAGAGUAUGCCUUGAAUAUAACUGGCCCUAUCUUGUCCUUUUUCGAAAAUUACUACAACAUCUCCUAUCCUUUGAAUAAAUCAGAUCAGAUUGCUCUGCCAGACUUUGGGGCGGGAGCUAUGGAGAACUGGGGCCUCAUCACCUACAGGGAGACUGCCCUUCUGUACAACCCUGGUGUCUCAUCUAAUGGAGACAAAGAGUGGGUGGCCACGGUCAUAGCACAUGAGCUGGCUCACAUGUGGUUUGGAAACCUGGUGACCACAAAAUGGUGGAAUGACCUCUGGCUAAACGAGGGCUUUGCUACUUAUGUCUCUUACCUUGGUGCCAAUUUUGCUGAACCAGAUUGGAAUAUGAAAGAUCUGAUAGUCCUUAAUGAGAUUGUAGGUGUGAUGGGAGUAGAUGCUCUGGCCUCCUCCCACCCUCUCUCAUCCAGGGAAGAUGAAAUCCUGAGGCCAGAGCAGAUCAAUGAACUUUUUGAUGCCAUCACAUACAGCAAGGGGGCUGCAGUCCUCCGAAUGCUUUCUUUCUUUAUCACAGAGGAGGUUUUUACUAAAGGCCUUCAUACAUACUUAGACACGUUCAAAUACAAAAACACUGUCUACCAAGACCUCUGGGAACACCUACAGAUGGCUGUAUUUUCUUCAGGCAUCUCAUUGCCUGACUCCAUUGAACAAAUAAUGAACAGGUGGAUUCUUCAGAUGGGUUUCCCUCUGGUCACUAUCAAUACCCAAACUGGACAAAUUAUGCAGAAUCACUUCCUAUUAGAUCCAGACACUCCAGUGGACAGGCCCUCACCAUUUCAAUAUGAAUGGAUUGUUCCAGUGACAUGGAUUAAAAAUGGUGCAGAAGAGAAGCAGUACUGGCUCACUAAAAAAGAUGCUACCAACACUGAAAUCAAAACUGCUCCUGGCGAGUGGUUGGUGGCCAAUAUCAACAUGAAGGGCUUCUAUAGAGUGAACUAUGACAGUGAAAACUGGGAGCGCCUUCUCACCAAGCUAUCCACUAACCCUGAGGCCAUUCCAGUUAUAAACAGGGCACAGGUUAUAGAUGAUGCUUUUAAUCUUGCAAGAGCAAAGAUUAUAGACACAACACUAGCUCUGAGGACAACUGCAUUCUUGGAUAAGGAGGUGGAGUACAUGCCCUGGCAGACUGCUAGACGUAAUCUAAACUAUUUUUAUCUUAUGUUUGAUCGCAGUGAGGUCUAUGGCCCAAUGCAGGCAUACAUAAAGAAGAAGUCAACUCCUUUAUUUAACUACUUUGAGAUGAUCACAUCAAACUGGACACAGAUUCCUAAAAAACACACUGACCAAUACAAUCAGGUAAAUGCUAUCUCCAUGGCCUGUGGCACAGGAGUGGCAGGCUGCCAGGAGCUGGUCACUCAUUGGUUCAAACAGUGGAUGCAGAACUCCACUAACAACCCAAUUAUUGCCAACCUGCGAUCCACAGUGUACUGCAGUGCCAUCCAAGCAGGAGGAGUGGAUGAAUGGAACUUUGCAUGGGACAUGUAUAAAAAUGCUACUGUUGCCUCAGAAGCUGAUAAACUUAUGUAUGCUCUGUCCUGCACUGAACAGCCCUGGCUACUCAACAGAUAUCUAGAAUAUAGUCUGGACCCAAAGAUGAUACGGAAGCAAGAUGCUACCUUCACUAUAGUUUAUAUUGCCCGUAAUCCCAUUGGUCAGCCUUUGGCUUGGGACUUUAUCAGAGCAAAAUGGAAUUACUUAUAUAACAAUUAUGGAGGUGCAAUGUCAUUUGGAAGACUAAUCAGUGGUGUAACUGAACGGUUUUCGUCAGAGUUUGAAUACAAACAGCUGCUCCAGUUCAAAGAGGAGCAUUCUGGACAGCUGGGUUCAGCCACAGCAGCUCUGGAGCAGGCCCUGGAGAGGACCAAGGCUAACAUGAACUGGGUGACUUUAAACAAAAAGAAAGUGUAUGAUUGGUUCAUUGGGGAAACCUCAGCACUGUAA